This is a messenger RNA of Paramormyrops kingsleyae, 1344 nucleotides long. The record is from RefSeq and is a predicted model, not a curated record. NCBI's taxonomy places the organism in Eukaryota, Metazoa, Chordata, Actinopteri, Osteoglossiformes, Mormyridae.
GCGGGGUUUUAUUCAUUUAGUAGUAUUUGUAUGGGCUGUUUAUCUAAUUAAUGUAAACUGCUCUCUCGCAAUUACCAAGCGGCAUCCCGGAGCCAACUCAUACGGAGGACGAUGGAAAUAUUUGACUUUCAUCAAUCUUAUGUCCCAAAUUUCUCAUUAAAACACAAGAUAUAUUCUUCACUGUGUUUGUGUUCCCUGUCGGGACGACAGCAUUAUUCCUCUGUGGCUCAAUCAUGCAAUGAGCUGUACCUUCAACCUCAUCAAUAUCCCAGAAGAGUGAAAGGUCUUAUGGGCUUGGCGCUCUUUUCUGCUCUCUACUUGGCCUGGAUCUUAUGGGUGCACCAGGCAUCGGGGAUCUGGGUUUAUCCCAUUCUGGCCCACCUAAGCCCUGUGAAGAUGGUUCUCUUCUUUGCUGCCUCUGCGCUCUUCAUGGCUCCCCUCUACCUGCUGGGGGAGAAGCUUAGCCACAAAUACUGGGGUAAUGUAGGGUCACAGAAGAAGGAAUAAGAGACCAUCUGCCCGAGGAGGUGGUGUUUACUUGGUACCACGGAGGGCUUUCCUGUUGUGCAGGAUGUCUACACCAAGCAAGUAAUUGUAUCUCUAUGACAAGACUUUAAUAGAGAGACUCGAUCACUGUGAGAAGAUCAUCAGACUAGGACACCAUGCUGUCAGGUCUAAUCAAGACUGCCAGCUUCCUUAAGCACAGUGUGCAGUGAUCUUUCAUGCUAAUAAUUUGUGCAGUGUUUGCAUUCCAAUUUUCAUAAGUGAUUAUCAAAACUUAGCUAGAUUUUUGAAAUGCAUAUGUGCCUCAUUGUAAAAUAGUUUUAAUUAAAGAAAAUAUUCUAAAAAAAAAACAAAUCUGAUACUGUCUUAUGACUGCCAUGUACCAACUCUGCAUCACAUUAUCUGUCACCUUAGAUCAUGAUUUGAGGCCUAGAUGGCCUGUUUCUAUGCUAUAGCCAAUGGACAAAUACCAUUUCUGCAAAUUGUUUUUCAAAAUGCCUUCUAAAGAUGUUUGGGCUUAUGGUAUGAUGUACUAUAAUAUGUAUAAUAAUGACAUUUUGGAACAAAGUUUGCAUACACUGAUUUAGAAAAUAUAUACGUACAUCCGUACAUCUUAAGUGCAAUGAAUUCCUGUCCAUCACUAGAUUGAAAUAUGAAUUACAAAAUACAAGCUAAUGAUUUCAUUCAAAUUCAAACCUCUUCACUGAUAUCCACAAAAAUCUUAAUUCACUUUGCCUAGAUAGGUAUCGUUUGUUCACUUUAUGGUUUUGUUUUAAUUUUCAUGAUUUCCAUUCUGGGGCUAUUUGUAUUCUCAUGUGUAAUAAAGAUUUUUACACGUGC